AUGCUGGACCUAUCAAUGGACAAUAUCUACUCAUCUUUGUGGACGCAUACAAAAUUUAUCGAAGUCGCCAUCACUCCAACUAUUUCUGCUACUCGCACCGUCGAACUUUGCCGCGAAGUAUUCUCGCGUUAUGGACCCCCUGAAGUCCUAGUAAGCGAUCACGGAACACAGUUCACGUCAGAGAUCUUCUCAAAAUUUUGCAAAGACAUGCAGAUCUCACAUAUUUUCACCGCUGUUAACCCUAACGGCCAGGCCGAGAGAAUGGUGGACACAGUAAAAAGAGCGAUUGCUAAGAAUCCAACCGGCUGGAGACAGGAACUUCAAGACUUCCUGUAUAGCUACAGAUACACUCCAUGCUCUGCAACCCCAGAUGGAAGAUCUCCCGCAGAAUUAUUUUUUGGCAGACGAAUUUCCUCACCCUUCUCCAAAUUAUUUCCUAAUACGACUAAGUCCUACUCCCCUCCACCGACUGUUCCCUCUCACAAGCAACUUGAAAUACAGGAACAAUUCAGUCAACAUCAUGGAGCACAGGAAAGGACUUUCAAACCAGGAGAUCGAACUGUGGUAGCUCUCAACAAUAAAAGAGAACAAGGCUACAUUACCGCGGCCUUAUCUAAAACACGCUACACAAUUCGUUUAAACAACGGAAAAUCUAUUGAACGACACAUCAAUCACAUUUGGGAAGGAGGUAGCCCCCUGUCGAGUCCGAGCCCUGCUGUCUCGGAUGAUUGGAUGUUCUACGAAACACAGGUAGACCGGAACACUCCCGAUGUUCCAACGGAUCCCGACCAUCCGGUCGCUCCGCCAGAAGCCCCUGAAGCACCAGAAGACCUGACAGAAGCUAUAUCGGGCAUAACCCCGACUAGACCCGUCCGUUGCAGGAUCCAACCGAAGAGACUCAUCCUGGACCCCAAGUCAAAGUCUUACACUCAGUGGUAA
Molecule: messenger RNA, 939 nt
Organism: Solenopsis invicta (red fire ant)
Lineage: Eukaryota; Metazoa; Arthropoda; Insecta; Hymenoptera; Formicidae
Exons: 1
Coding region: 1-939 (312 amino acids)
Biological process (GO): DNA integration
Molecular function (GO): nucleic acid binding
Source: RefSeq, a predicted model, not a curated record